GACAAAAUUUGAAACUUGGCAGGAGGGUGGUCUCAAUACCACAACUGAGUCGAUGACACGCGCAUUAAUCACCGACGAAGUGCGAACUGGCCACUCGAUGGGUCCAGUUCAGCUUGGUUACCUGGAUAAGAUCAAUGAGCGUGAAGAUUAUCUCCCAUGCUUUGUUGCUGGUGUCAUUUUGCGCGAGCGUUUGGCCGCAUUCGAGCGGAUGUUAUGGCGCGCCUGUCGCGGAAAUGUUUUUUUGCGUCAAGCCAUGAUUGAGUCACCGCUGGAGGAUCCGUCUAAUGGAGAUCAGGUGUACAAAUCUGUGUUUAUCAUAUUUUUCCAAGGUGACCAAUUGAAAACGCUCAAGAAAAUUUGCGAAGGCUUCCGCGCUACUCUCUACCCUUGUCCUGAAGCACCGGCUGAUCGUCGUGAAAUGGCUAUGGGUGUUAUGACACGCAUUGAGGAUUUGAAUACUGUGCUCGGUCAGACACAAGACCAUCGUCAUCGUGUUCUGGUCGCUGCUGCUAAAAAUUUGAAGAAUUGGUUUGUCAAAGUGCGUAAAAUCAAAGCUAUUUAUCAUACAUUGAAUCUGUUCAAUUUGGACGUUACACAAAAAUGUCUUAUUGCUGAAUGCUGGGUACCGGUGCUGGACAUCGAGACCAUACAACUGGCAUUAAGGCGUGGUACAGAACGCUCGGGUUCAUCGGUGCCACCGAUUCUGAAUCGCAUGCAAACUUUUGAAAAUCCACCGACCUAUAAUCGGACCAAUAAAUUCACGAAAGCUUUUCAGGCCCUUAUUGAUGCAUAUGGCGUUGCCGCUUAUCGUGAAAUGAACCCAGCACCCUAUACGAUUAUAACUUUUCCCUUCCUUUUUGCUGUGAUGUUUGGUGAUCUCGGACAUGGCACACUUAUGGCACUAUUUGGUCUAUGGAUGAUACGCAAAGAGAAAGGCUUGGCUGCACAGAAGACCACAAAUGAGAUAUGGAACAUCUUUUUCGGUGGACGUUACAUUAUAUUCCUAAUGGGUGUAUUUUCCAUGUAUACUGGCCUGAUUUAUAACGAUAUUUUCUCAAAGUCUUUGAAUAUAUUCGGAUCGCACUGGCAUGUCAACUAUAACAAGACAACGGUGUUAAGCAAUAAGCAUUUGCAAUUAAAUCCUGGCACUGCUGAUUAUGAAGGAGACCCUUAUCCGUUAGGCAUGGACCCCGUUUGGCAGAUAGCCACAUCGAAUAAGAUUAUCUUUCAAAAUUCGUACAAAAUGAAGAUCUCAAUCAUAUUGGGUGUAAUUCAUAUGAUUUUCGGCGUCUCGUUGAGUCUACACAAUCACACCUACUUUAAAAACCGAAAUGCUCUGCUCUAUGAAUUCAUACCACAGUUGGUCUUCUUGAUUAUGAUGUUCUUCUAUUUGGCACUUCUGAUGUUCAUCAAAUGGAAUAGAUAUUCUGCAUUUAAUGAGCCUCCCUAUUCGGCUGGAUGUGCUCCUUCGAUUUUGAUUACUUUCAUUGAUAUGGUUUUGGGCAAUACACCCAAACCUCCAGUCGGCAAGUGCGAAACCUACAUGUUUGCUGGCCAGUCGUUCUUUCAAAAACUGUUCCGUUUUAUUGCACUUUGUUGUAUACCGGUUAUGCUGCUUGGAAAACCACUAAAGAUCAUUCAAGAACGCCGUCAAGCAAACCGGCAAAAUCUUACCGGCGCCACCAGUGAUGCUGAGGUGGGCAUGACCAAUGGCACAGUUGGCGGAGUUGCAGGACAUGGUGGCGGUGAGCAUCACGAAGAGGAAGAGUUGUCGGAAAUUGCUAUACAUCAAGGCAUACACACCAUUGAAUUCGUAUUAGGAUCUGUUUCACACACUGCAUCGUAUUUGCGUUUGUGGGCACUCUCCUUAGCACACGCACAAUUAGCAGAGGUUUUAUGGAACAUGGUAUUGUCGAUUGGUUUGAAGCAGGAAGGGUGGACCGGUGGUAUUAUGCUGACUAUUGUAUUUGCUUUCUGGGCCAUACUAACUGUCGGCAUUUUGGUUUUAAUGGAAGGCCUGUCAGCUUUCUUACACACUCUACGUCUGCACUGGGUUGAAUUCCAAAGCAAGUUCUACAAAGGCACGGGAUAUGCUUUCCAACCAUUUGCUUUCGACCAAAUUAUUGAAAAUGGCGCCGCUGUCGCAGUUGAAGGUGCCGAGUAAAUCUAAACUAUUAAAUUUGUUUGGGUUAUUUGGAGUUCGCUACAAUGUUGGUUACGCCACAAGCACAGUACAUUAGAAAGGAAGAAUUUAUGCACACAUACAGUUAUAUCGAAAUAAAUAAUUAAAGAUGUAUUUAUGAAGUCAUGGGAUUUAAUGUAUAACAUACAUAAAUAUAUAUAAAAGUUCAUCAACAAUCUUAGUAGAAUUGCAUUAACGAGAACAUAAUCACAUACAUAUAUAAAUAUAUAAUACAUAAUUAAUUUAAAAUCUAA
This is a messenger RNA of Rhagoletis zephyria (snowberry fruit fly), 2436 nucleotides long. Its product is annotated as V-type proton ATPase 116 kDa subunit a-like. The record is from RefSeq and is a predicted model, not a curated record. Gene Ontology annotation, molecular function: ATPase binding; proton-transporting ATPase activity, rotational mechanism. Lineage: Eukaryota; Metazoa; Arthropoda; Insecta; Diptera; Tephritidae. Gene Ontology annotation, cellular component: vacuolar proton-transporting V-type ATPase complex; plasma membrane; vacuolar proton-transporting V-type ATPase, V0 domain. Gene Ontology annotation, biological process: proton transmembrane transport; vacuolar acidification.